GUGGCGAUGCGCUGGGAGGCCUUCACUUCCCGUCGGUCUCCGCGCCCCGGGGGGACGCUCUGGCUCCUGGUCUCGAUCGCUGGGGCUCGCGGGGCCGGGGCAGGCUGACGUUGGUAACAAACAUGGCGGCGGGGAGCAGCAGCAACUACUGGGAAGAUCUCAGGAAGCAGGCUAGACAGCUGGAGAAUGAGCUUGAUCUGAAGUUGGUCUCCUUCAGCAAACUGUGCACAAGCUACAGUCACAGCAGCACCCGAGAGGGAAGACGCGACAGGUAUAGUUCUGAUACAACUCCUCUCUUAAAUGGGUCGAGCCAAGACAGAAUGUUUGAAACCAUGGCGGUGGAGAUUGAACAACUUCUGGGAAGGCUUACUGGAAUAAAUGACAAAAUGGCGGAGUACACCAACAGCGCGGGAGUCCCAUCCCUGAAUGCAGCACUGAUGCACACAUUACAGCGUCACAGAGACAUAUUGCAGGAUUACACACAUGAAUUUCAUAAAACCAAAACCAACUUUCUGGCAGUACGGGAAAGGGAAAAUCUCUUGGGAUCAGUACGGAAAGAUAUCGAGUCGUAUAAAAGUGGGUCCAGUGUGAACAAUAGAAGAACAGAGUUGUUCCUGAAAGAACACGAGCACCUUCGAAACUCGGAUCGACUGAUAGAAGAAACAAUAAGCAUUGCCAUGGCAACAAAAGAAAAUAUGACUUCGCAGAGAGGGAUAUUGAAGUCAAUACAAAGCAAAAUGAACACCUUGGCCAAUCGGUUUCCGGCAGUGAACAAUCUGAUUCAAAGGAUCAACCUACGGAAGCGACGGGACUCUCUCAUCCUGGGUGGCGUUAUUGGCAUCUGUACCAUCUUAUUGUUGCUAUACGCUUUCCAUUGACAGACAUUCUCCAUAGACUCUGAUAACCUUAUCUGCUCCCAACCCAUCAAGGAGAAGUGGGUGGGGGAAGUCAGUAGACCUGAUAAACAGCCUGCACAUGAUGGCUGGAAUAUCAGCAUGAUGUCUAAGGUUUAUGGUGGCAGACUUUACAACACUGGUUUUGAGCUGAAGCUGCAGUAUUUCUCCUCCCCUGCCAAAACUAUUUCUUCUUCUUUUGCUUAAAUAUUUUUUUAAAUCCCCUGUCUCACUACAAGGUAAGUAAUAUACAACAUUUAUGAGAAUCAGUAGAGAGUCUUCCCUACUGGAUGAUGGUAAUGAAAUCUGUCAUUGGCGUUUAAGUGAAACAAUUGUUAAGCUUCUCUUAGGUGGAAUUUCUUCAGGAAGCCAGUUUCCCCUGAAGGUCAAGUACAGGACUAGAUACUUUUGCCCUAUAAUAAGGAUAUUGCAGCUUUAAGCCAUCAGGUUGGUUUGUUACUGAAUACAACCUCUACGUUUUUUACUCAUGAUUGAGCUAUUGUGAGUCAUUUCUACUUAACUUGUGCUGUGAAAACUGUGCUCCUUCCCACAAAUUCCUGAGACAGAUAAAGAUUGUUGCAUUCACUUUUUGCACAGAAGAUGUCUGAACUGCUAUCUGAGGAGCACUUACAAGGUUUUUUGUGGCUUUAAGAGGACUCCAGGAAAUAUUUCCAGUCUUGCUUUGGAAAAAGGGAGCAUAGUAUCCUCUCAGUUUUACCGUAGUAUUAAGUCAUUUAAAGUGACCAAACACGCUUUCACCUGAAAGUAAUCUUUUGGGUGUAAAUAUUUUGGUUUUGGCUGAUAUCACAAAAGGCUUCAUAAAGACAUACUAGUUUCAAAAGUCUAUUUUAAUUUAGAUGAAAGGUAUUCUAAUAGCAUUAAUAUUUUUACACUGUAAGUAGGAUGCAGUCUAACCCGUACAUUGGAAAGGGAAAAUACAUCGAUUAUGCCUGAUGGCCAAUGUAUCUGUGAGCAAAAUUGUUAAAUACGUAACUCCUCGUAGUAAAGAGUUAAAUGAAUGCGUGGCUGAAUAUGCAAUUAAGUUUCUUCUCUAGUAUCUGCAAAACACAUGUACAUAGAUUUUUUUUUCAAUUGUUCAUUGUCCAAAAACAGCAGAGAUUUUAGAUUGUUAGCAAAACCUGUUGGGUUUCUCUCUGCAGAUGAGUAUCUGUUAAGAAAUCUAAUGUCAGGAAUGUCUUUGAUAUAGCAAAUCUACAAAUUACAGGUUCUCUCCCCUUUCCAGUUGUUCUAUGCCAUCUUCGCCUGUCUUAUAACCAUAACUAGCAAAACUCUGAGGCACUGGCCUUUUUUCGAAGAACUUGAUUAACUAUUUGCACAACUGACUUACAACACUCCCAAAUUUAAUGCGUCUUCCCAUUAAUCAUAGUUGCCAGAGACGGUCCGGAGACCUUCCCUUGUCUCCAGGUCCUCCUCUGUGCUAGAAGAAGACAGGCCACCCAACAGUUAUAAUUCACUUUAUUACUGCUUUCAUAGUGUAUAUGCAGUACCCUGUUGGAGGAAGUAAAGAAUUGUGCCUGUGUAGUGUGUGUGAAACCACGCAGUUGUAUAAACUGUAUUGUUCAUUUGGACUUGAAAAGGGCUUAUGUGCAGAAUACCAUCUUUGUGCCAAACAGGCUGCAAAGACUCUCUUUGUCGGUUAUUUUUGAGAUUAGAAGGCACUUGCAAUUAAUGCUACUAAAAUUGAGGUUUGUCUUUUUAAAUAAGGGAUGGUCAUUUGGUUGAUUGGGGAAUAUCCCUGGUUUUGAAAUGAAGUGCUCAUUAGGUUUUUUCUGGAUAAAGACUGAAGGAUAAAGGAAAUUUAUUAAUGAAUCUCUGUAUAUCAAAACUCUUCUCCCCUGAUACUUUAUUUUCUUUGAUUUUUCAAAGGGACCUGACUGGCAGUUAUGCUCCAUUAGGGUUUAUAGGAUUUGGUUGCUAUGUAGUUGGCAAUUAUAAGACCUGCAAAUCAUAAAUAAAUUUGUUUAUUUAAUCUGA
Messenger RNA from Mauremys reevesii (Reeves's turtle), 2888 nucleotides. It is a transcript of the gene GOSR1, whose product is annotated as golgi SNAP receptor complex member 1. Gene Ontology annotation, biological process: endoplasmic reticulum to Golgi vesicle-mediated transport; vesicle fusion. Gene Ontology annotation, molecular function: SNAP receptor activity. The record is from RefSeq and is a predicted model, not a curated record. Lineage: Eukaryota; Metazoa; Chordata; Testudines; Geoemydidae. The transcript has 9 exons. Gene Ontology annotation, cellular component: Golgi medial cisterna; Golgi membrane; cis-Golgi network. The coding region runs from base 123 to 878 and encodes 251 amino acids.